AUAUAAAGAGUCGACUGACAACAAGACACUUACUUUCCCUCUCCUUUAAUCAGCAACGCGCACGAUGUAUAUUGCGAGAGGUCUUCUUAUUCUUUCAUUUGGAUCCAUGCUGAGGUUAAUCUCCUGUUACAGCGAUGGAAGCUUUUUGGAGGAGGGUCAAUGUCAAGCAAUGAAUAUUAUCCAUCUUGAUAGAAGUGGUGUACAAAUAUCAGCACAAAACACGGAAGCCCCUUUCAAGGUCGAACCAGAAAAUGUGACAGUUUCGGAAGGGAAUACGGGCCGUAUUACCGUGACCCUUUCGGGUGGAUCGAGUCAGUUUGAGGGGUUUAUGUUGGACUCUCGUGAGUGUGAUAACUGUCCGUCUGUAGGUACGUUUAGUUUGGAUGACCUGGACAACAGCCAACUCAUCUGUGGUGGCAGUGUCGUUGUUCAUAUUAAUAAUUUAAAGAAGAACUCAAUCAGAGUGUUCUGGACACACACAGCGGCAGCCUCAAGACUAUUUUUCUUCAGAGCUGCAGUUGUAGAAGACUUUUUUAAGUUUUGGCGAAGGAAGAAGAUAAAUGUACCGUCCACAACACCACUGCCCUCUGAAACAAGUGCGCAUACAAGACUAACUACAAGCCCAACAAUAUUUCCAACAGAUUCACAUGCCACAGGCACAUCCACAGCACCACCGAUCUCUGAAGCCAACAGUACACAAACGAACCUAACUACAAGCACAACAACAUUUACAACAUCAAAUAUAGACUCACAGGCUACAGUUACAUCAACAUCGCCUUCUCAGUGUGCGCAAUAUAUGAGAUGUGUUUUAGCACUGUUAUUGUUCAGUCGCCUCUGUUUUCUUGGAGGCUCUUCGCUCCUGAUUAUCAUUAGACCCGUUUUGGAAAAAACGACAACCAUGAGUGCCUCUGUCCUUGAACUAGCAUCCAAAACUAUUGCUGUCAUCCUCGUACUAAUAAAAGCAAAUAAAUAUGAGUGCGUGUACGAGUGUGCUGGUUUCAGGUUUACCGCUUUGACGGUGGCUGCCAUGGUUUCAAGCCUGCUGCACACUAUCACUGUUCUCCUUCACUGCGGGCCAAGCCAUGAAUUAAGGAAGUGUUGGCUUUAUGCCAUCGUAAUGGUUGACCUAAUGAAUACUACCAUUACAACCACUGCAAUAUUUGUUGGAACGUGGUGCUUUAAGGAGUGCUGGCUGCCAAUAUUAAUGGGAGUUUAUGUUGUUUGGGAGAUCAUGUUGUACCUUGGUUCAGUUUGCUAUGAACAUACGGAAAAAUACCAGACAAGGAAAAGAGUCAGAAAAAAUCAGAAUCAUAUUUUGGAAAAGAGGAUAUCCCCAUGGUUGUUAAUGUUUAUAAUCUUUACAAUUUUAAAUGUAUCGUUGACAGCAGCACUUAUAACAGGAGUGUCUUUGGUCAGAAUGAUAAAUUGAGAGAACGUCUGCAGAUUUUCCAGUUGGCAAAUUUGUAAUCUUGGUACCAUUGAAAGGCUGGGCAGAGUGGGAGCAACUCUUUCCAGUUGUAGUAGUACAUCAGUAUUCAGUAAUCACUUUAAAGGAUACAUGUAAAUUAAAGAUGGAAAAAUGCCCUUCAUCAUCAUAACUUUGUCUGCUUUUGAUGAGAAUCCUUCAUUUUAUCACUGAUAAUGUUAAACACUUAAGUGAUUAUAUAACUUCUGUUUUCUAAAUGUUUUGGUUAAAUCCAAGUUUUCUGUUCAGUUCUACAAAAAAACUUUAACCUCUGAACACUAAGAGGUUAAAUAAUGACAACAACUUUAAUGGAGUUAGAUUAAUUAUAUUGGAGUCAGAUCAACUGAAAUCUGCACUACAUAUUUUAAAUGCUUUUUGUUCGAUUGUUGGUUUAAAAUAGCAACGUAUGCUCCCAGCAAUACACCUUUAUUUACACCUUUUUAUGAAUUCUUAUGAAUUAUGUUUCUGAGUUUGUCUGUUUUAGUAUUUUGACAGUAACAUAUUUAUGCAAUUACAAAUAUGCAAGGCUAAAGAGCAAAAUUAACAAAGACCAGUUUCGAUAAUGUGUCAUGUUUCCUGAUGUUUUUCUCAUUCCAUCAACAUUAAAAAUCAAUUGCUUGGGUAAAAUGCA
This is a messenger RNA of Rhinichthys klamathensis goyatoka, 2096 nucleotides long. RefSeq lists its product as uncharacterized. The coding region runs from base 65 to 1429 and encodes 454 amino acids. Lineage: Eukaryota; Metazoa; Chordata; Actinopteri; Cypriniformes; Leuciscidae. The record is from RefSeq and is a predicted model, not a curated record. The transcript is spliced from 15 exons. Gene Ontology annotation, molecular function: oxidoreductase activity, acting on metal ions.